This is a messenger RNA of Ruditapes philippinarum (Manila clam), 2198 nucleotides long. RefSeq names its product somatostatin receptor type 4-like. Gene Ontology annotation, molecular function: G protein-coupled receptor activity. NCBI's taxonomy places the organism in Eukaryota, Metazoa, Mollusca, Bivalvia, Venerida, Veneridae. Gene Ontology annotation, cellular component: plasma membrane. The record is from RefSeq and is a predicted model, not a curated record. Gene Ontology annotation, biological process: G protein-coupled receptor signaling pathway. Bases 1166 to 2053 code for a protein of 295 amino acids. The transcript is spliced from 3 exons.
UUUAAACAAAUGUGUAUUUAAAAUAUGUAAUUUAUUAGAUGGAAAAGAAACAAUUAAGAAUUAUUGUUCCAUGAAUAAUAUGGUAUAAAUGAGCGUGAGAAAAUAUUUCUCGACUUUUGAGAUGAUUAAAUCUCAAUAGCUCGUUUAUAAUAGUUAACUGCAUUUAAACAGUUUCACAAUCGUGAUGUCUUCCCAUUUUGGAGGAUUUACGCGUCCCUCUCCUGGUAAUUGUUAGUCGUAAUCGGGGGUCUGUUUUGUAAUGGAACAAGGCUAACUGAAAGAAGCAUAACUUGUAAAAGCAUUACUGCAUUAGUGUUGUAUCCAUGGACUUUCCCAUAUGACAGUUAUGAUUGUCUACUGGGUACAGAUGCAAUAAAUACUGGAUAUGUUUCCCGUCAACAGAUGACAAUGAGAAUUGUACAUUUUACAGUAUUAUGGACUUACUGUGAUUCGUUCUAAAUUGCUCUAGAGUUAUUGGUUGUGGAAAAUUAACUGCGCGAUAGACGGUAAAAUAUUACAGAAAGGGAAAUCGUUUUUGAUAUACAGGCAGAAACUUUGUUUAAUAUAUAGUCAUUGUGAAAGGAUUUUCUAACGAAAGGAUAUUGUUAAUAAUCUAAUUCCGGUUGAAAAAUUCGUUGUAAAGAACACUGAUUCUUAGUGGCAUAAUUAAUCAUUUUUUAUUCCAAAGAAGAGUUAAUAUUGAGUUAGAGAAUAUAUUUAAAAAAAAUCAGAAAAAAAAAAUCAAAAAAAAAAAUAAAAAAAUAAAAAUACUGUUUUGUCUCUAAAGACAGAGUGCCUUUUUGAUACAUCCCCUACGGAUAAAGAACGUAUGGGAAUUGAUGACAGAAGCAUUAUUUUGACGAACUACAUCUAGUAAUUUAAAAAUUUUAACAACAAACAAACGCAAAAAGUAACGAAGAAAUAACAUGUGAAAAAGAUAAACCAUUAAAAGAUAAAAAUUACGAAACUGGAUUUACUUGUUAUGCCAUUGAAAUGUUAUAACUUUGAACACUUCACACAUAUUGAUAGUAUUAAAGAGAAGAAGAAAAGUGCGAUGAAAUGAAGGUUUAGUGAUUCAUUUAUCUUUAAUUACAGUGAUUUAGACUUGCGGACUGAGAAAUUAAAUCUAUUUGAAUUAACAUUUGUAUCUUAAAGCUUUAAAACAAUGAAUAACUUUACAGUUAAGAAUGAUUUUAGUGAUCAAGAUAUACCAUCAUCGUUUUUUAAUGUUAUAAAGUUUACAACAUUGUACAUACAACCUGUUAUUUUCACGAUGGGGCUUAUUGGGAAUUUCAUAUCAGUUUGUGUGUUUCUGUCUCAGACAAUGCGGAAAAUAUCUUCAAACUUAUACUUAGCAGCUUUGUCAGGAAGUAGUUAUGGGUUUAACUUGGUUCUUCUCUUCCAAUGGCUCGAGAUGGUUAAGGUUCCAAUAUUUCACAUGCAGGGAUUCUGUCAAUCGAUUGUCUACUUUAGCUACGUAUUCAGUUUCCUGUCCGUAUGGCUGAUCGUGUGCAUCACAGUAGAAAACUACAUUGUCACUUUUCAUCUUUCAAAAGCUGUCGUAUACUGUACAGUAUUCCGUGCUAAAAUAGUAAUUGGUCUGUUAGUUUUAUAUUCCGUUUUAUUAUACAGUGGCCAAUUUUGGACAACAGGAAUCGUAACAUUUUCAGACAAUUACACUGUGUGUACAGAGCUGCCCGAGUAUUCUCAAUUAAAUCGUAUUUACUCUUUCUGGGACACCAUUACCACAUUAGUUUUGCCUAUUAUCAUCACAACGACGUUGAUUGUGGCGAUACUCUCACAGAAUCUUUGUAAUGCGAAAAAAAUCGAUAGGCAAAAUAGUUCAAUUUACAGGCGCCUGUCGAAGAAACAGAAGAGCCUUGUCCGUAUAACAAGAGUGCUUCUAGCAAUUUCACUGACAUUUGUAUUAUUGAGUGGACCGUCGUAUAUCAAUAAAUUAAGACAUUUGAUAUUAACGGAGGUAGAGGAAAGCGUCCCUACACACUUACAGACCGGAUAUUACAGCAAACUUUCCAACUUGUGUACUACUUAAGCUCGUGUCUGAAUAUCAUUUAUUAUUUAGUAUGGUCACAUAACUUCCGAAAAGAAACAAAACGGAUGCUGUGUCUUAAGCCAAACUCUUCUAAUCGUAGUUAUCGGGGAAUUGAAUUAAGAAGCUGUACAGCUGAACAAAGGAA